AUGGACGACGCCAAACGAGCGAGAUCGUUGUUCUUUUCUCAUGGACUUGGCCCAUACGUUCUUAUGGGGAACGACCAUCAAAAGCCCUUGAUUUAUGUUUUGCAAUCCAACGCUUAUAUUCUUGAUAACGCUCGCGGCAUUAUUUUAUUCACUGCCCACUGGGAAGCUUCGCAGCCCCAUAUAUCUGCAGGGCAAACCCCUCAGAUAUAUUAUGACUAUGCUGGUGCCCCUGGACUCCCACAAGAGGCAUACGAAUACAGAUACCCUGCACCGGGAAACCCAGACCUUGCCGCUCGAAUUGCACAGACCUUAGAAGGUGCUGGUUUUCAACCAGUGCUGGGUACGACAAGAGGCUGGGACCACGGGCUAUUUGUGCCUUUGCUCGUUAUGCGGCCGCAAGCAGACUUGCCUGUCGUCCAGAUGAGCAUUCUUAAAGGUGUAUGUGACGAGGAUGCUGCAGAGCGAAAUCUGAGAUAUGGUGCUGCCAUGAAAUAA
Messenger RNA from Aspergillus oryzae RIB40, 495 nucleotides. RefSeq names its product DODA-type extradiol aromatic ring-opening family dioxygenase. Bases 1 to 495 code for a protein of 164 amino acids. The record is from RefSeq and is a predicted model, not a curated record. Gene Ontology annotation, molecular function: ferrous iron binding; oxidoreductase activity, acting on single donors with incorporation of molecular oxygen; zinc ion binding. NCBI's taxonomy places the organism in Eukaryota, Fungi, Ascomycota, Eurotiomycetes, Eurotiales, Aspergillaceae. The transcript has a single exon.